AUGGCUAGUCGACGCCAAAAGCAGUUCGAUCGGAAAUAUAGCUCCUAUCGAAAAUUCACUGCCACUGAAGAUUUCAACUACAGUACCCACUCAUCUCGAUCAUCUUACCGUUCUGAAUCAGUGACUUCAAGAACCGAUGGACGCGGGCGGUCCACGUCUUCUGAAAUCAUUGCCGGAUCAGAAUCUCGAUCAUAUCCAGUCUAUAUUGCUAUCCAAGACUAUACUCCCGACAAAGAGGAUGUUGAAGCGAUUCCAUUGGAGCAAGGUCAAAUUGUGGAGGUUCUAGACAAGAAAAACUCCAUUCGAUGGUUGGUUCGAACAAAGGCUCGUCCUCCUCGUUCUGGAUGGGUUCCGGGAUCAUACUUUGAAACUCCAACUGAGUUUUACAAGCAAAGAAGAAGAACGAGAGAAAUCGAGAACGUCAGUCUGUCUGACGAACAGGCGGCUCUUGUCAAAAGAGAUCAAGUCUACCAUGAACUUCUUCGAUCAGAGGAAGAAUUCGUAUCAUCUCUGAGAACCUGCGUUGACGAUUACAUCAAAGUUCUCGAUGAUCCUGGAGUACCAGAAGCAGUCAAAAAACAUCGUGAAGAGCUCGCUCUGAAUAUUCCAGAGCUCUACAAUUUUCACGCAAAUGUUAUGCUAAAAGGCCUCAAUUACUAUUCUGACGAUCCGGGCAAAGUCGGUCAGACAUUUGUACGCCUUGAGAAAGAUUUUGAGAGUCAUGUGGAGUUUUACAAACAGUACGCAGAUACUCUGAAACUUCUUGAAGAACCAGAAAUAAAACGUUUCUUUGAGGGACUCUCUGCAAAAAAUGAUGCUGGAGCAUCCUCGUUCGUCGAUCAUGUCAAAGAAAUUGCCGAUAGAAUGGUCCAGUAUCAAAACUAUUUCAAAGAAUUUGUCAAGUACUCUGCAAGAGCUCACGGUUCAUCAAAAAGUAUUCAGAAAGCUUUGGAAUUGGUCACUACUAUUCCACAAAGAGUGAUUGAUUUGGAAUUCACAAGCAAUUUGAAGCAACAUCCAGGAGACACUGGAAAACUAGGAAGAAUCAUCAGACAUGACGCUUUCCAAGUUUGGGAAGGCGACGAGGCCCCUAAACUCCGCUACGUCUUCUUGUUCCGAAACAAAAUAAUGUUCACAGAGCAAGAUGCGUCCACUUCUCCACCGAGUUAUACUCAUUAUUCAUCUAUCCGAUUGGAUAAAUACAAUAUCAGGCAACAUUCAACUGAUGAGGAUACUAUUGUACUGCAACCACAAGAACCAGGACUCCCGAGUUUCAGAAUAAAACCAAAAGAUUUUGAAACUGCGGAGUAUGUAAGAAAAGCAUGGCUGAAGGAUAUUGCAGAAGAACAAGGGAAGUAUGCUGCGGAACGAGAUGCAAUCUCGAUGACUGCAACAUCCGAAAUGACCGCAUCAUCGGUUGAUUUUGAUAUGAAUGUGUCCGACCAACAGUCCGAAUUCUCGGAAUGGUCGGGCUCUCGAAAGAGCAGCUUGUUCCCUGGUCCAGAAGAAGGUGGUCCACCACGGAAAAAGGUGAAGUCACCUCCGGUGAUUUCUCCAACAGGAUCUUCCACCAGUAUCUAUUCCGGAGGAAGUAGCAGUAUUGAUUGGACAACCACCGGAACGACUCUUGAAAUGCAAGGAACUCGUGUCACAAGAACACAAUACGGAUUCCGAACUCUUCAAGAAUCUUCUGCGAAAAUGUGUCUGAAAGUGACUGGAUAUCCACUUCCAGAUAUCACAUGGUACAAAGACGAUGUUCAACUUCACGAAGACAGACACACAUUCUAUUCUGAUGAGGAUGGUUUCUUUGCGAUGACUAUUGAUCCAGUUCAAGUCACUGAUACGGGUCGAUAUACUUGUAUGGCCACGAACGAGUACGGACAAGCAUCCACUUCAGCGUUCUUCCGAGUUCUGAAAGUUGAAAAAGAGGCGGCUCCACCAGCAUUCGUUACAAAACUGAAAGACAAAGAAUGCAAGGAAGGUGAUGUUAUUGAUUUCGAAUGUGAAGUUGAAGGAUGGCCAGAACCAGAACUUGUAUGGCUUGUCGAUGAUCAACCACUCCGACCGUCUCACGACUUCCGAUUGCAAUAUGAUGGACAGACAGCAAAACUGGAGAUUCGUGAUGCUCAACCAGAUGAUACUGGAGUGUACACUGUUAAGAUUCAAAAUGAAUUCGGAUCGAUUGAAAGCAAAGCCGAACUAUUCGUGCAAGCCGAUCCAGACAAGAAUCAUGUGGCUCCAGAAUUCCAAGCGAUGAUUGAAGAUGUGGAAUGUGAUGAAGGAGAAGAAGUGAGAUUCAAAUCAGUGAUAACUGGAGAUCCAAAUCCAGAAAUCACAUGGUUCAUCAACGGAAAACCACUCAGCGAAUCGGAAAAAGUCAAAUUCAUUUCUGAAGAUGGAAUUUGCAUUUUGACGAUUAAGGAUGUAACGAGACAUUUCGAUGGAAUGGUCACAUGUCAAGGAUCUAACCGAUUGGGAUCUGCGUCUUGUGAUGGAAGACUGAAAGUCAGAGUGCCUCCAGCACCACCAACUUUCAACAAACCACUCGAAGAUAAAACUGUUCAAGAAAAGAGUACAGUUGUCUUUGAAGUCGAUGUUAGUGGCUGGCCAGAACCAACUGUAAAAUUCACUCUUUGUGGAAAAGAAUUGAAACACGGUGAAGAAAGCGUUGAAAUCGUAGGGCACGACGGUUUCUAUCGUAUUUCUAUCCCGAAUACUUCGAUCGAAAAACACGAUGGAGAGAUUGUGGCGAAAGCUCAAAACGAACAUGGAACAGCGGAAAGCAGGGCACGGCUUACCGUUGAACAAGAAGAAGAGGAAUCACGCAGUGCGCCGACGUUCCUUAAGGAUAUUGAAGAUCAGACCGUAAAAACCGGCGAAUUCGCCGUCUUUGAGACCACCGUUCGCGGAAAUCCGAACCCGGAGGUCACUUGGUUCAUCAACGGGCACAAGAUGGAUCAAGGAAGUCCGGGCGUCAAGAUCGAGGCGCACAAUCACGAUCACAAACUGACGAUCGACUCAGCACAGUACGCGGGCACUGUACUUUGCAGAGCUGAGAAUGCAGUAGGACGAUUCGAAACGAAAGCUCGACUUAUCGUGUUGGCACCAGAAAAACAAAAGAAACCACCGAAAUUCGUCGAAAUUCUUGUCGACAAAAUCGAAACAGUCGACAAUACAGUCGUUUUUGAAGUUCGUGUUGAGGGAGAACCAAAACCAACUGUGACGUGGUAUCUAAAAGGAGAAGAAUUGAAACAAUCGGAUCGUGUUGAAAUCAGAGAAUUCGAUGGAUCCAUCAAGCUUCAAAUCAAAAAUAUCAAGAUUGAGGAGGCCGGAGAAAUCAAGGCAGUUGCUACGAAUUCGGAAGGAUUCGAUGAGACAAGAGCAACGUUGAAAGUUCAGAAAAAACCAUUCGCUCCUGAAUUCGAUUUGAGGCCAAGGAGUUUGACUGUUGAGAAGGGAUCUGAAGCUGUGUUCACUGCUCACGCAUUCGGAAUUCCACUUCCAACAUAUGAGUGGUCAAUUAAUGGAAGAAAGGUGCGUGAUGGACAGGAAGGGGCGCACGUAACACGUGACGAGAGCACCGUCGACGGCGCAUCGAUCCUGACGAUCGACACGGCGACAUACUAUUCCGAAGUGAACCAUCUAACUAUUUCUGUUGUCGCAGAAAAUACACUCGGAGCCGAAGAGACGGGCGCCCAGCUGACGAUCGAACCAAAGAAGGUUGUUAUCCAACUAACCAAACCAAACAACUCUAGGUACUAUUUAAAUAAAUUAAAGGCAAAAGAAGCUUCUCCGGAAGCAACGACUACAAUCACAAUGGAAACUUCGUUGACUUCAACGAAGACAACGACAAUGUCCACCACCGAAGUGACGUCUACAGUUGGAGGUGUGACUGUCGAGACGAAGGAAUCGGAAUCCGCGACAACUACGGGAAUUAUCGGAGGAGGCUCAACAGAAGGAAGCAUCAGUGUGAGCAAGAUUGAGGUGGUCUCAAAGACGGAAUCACAAACUGACGUUAGAGAAGGAACUCCGAAGAGAAGAGUCUCAUUUGCUGAAGAAGAACCACCAAAAGAAGUAAUUGAUCCUGAGAGAAAGAAAAAGAAGAGUCCGACUCCGGAGAAGAAAGGGAAGUCUCCAGAGAUGACGUCUGAUGAGAAACCAAAGAGCCCGACAACGGAAGAAAAGACACCAGAGAAAGUGGAGGAAAAACCAAAAAGUCCAACCAAGAAGGAAAAAUCACCUGAAAAAUCUACAACCGUCGAGGUGAAAUCACCCACGAAAAAAGAGAAAUCGCCAGAGAAACCAACAUCUCCAACCAAGAAGAAUGCAGAGGAGGCUGUGAAGUCUCCAACUAAAAAGGAGAAAUCUCCAGAAAAGUCAGAGGAAAAAGUGAAGAGUCCAACGAAGAAGGAGAAGAGCCCAGUUAGAAGCGAGGAAGUCAAGUCUCCAACUAAAAAGGAGAAAUCUCCUGAAGCCAAAAAUAUUGUGGAGGUGUCUUCUGAAACGACAAUUAAAAAGACAGAAGCCACGGCGGAAGUGACCAAGACUUCUGAAGAAGCGAAGUCUCCAACUAUGAAAGAAAAGUCACCAGGAAAGGUGGAAGAGAAACCAAAGAGUCCUACAAAGAAGGAGAAGUCACCUGAAAAACCAACAUCUCCAACCAAGAAGACUGAAGAUCAGCCUGGCUCUCCGUUUCCACCAAAGUCUCCCACAAAGAUAGAAGAGAAGCCGUCUUCCCCAACCCAGAAGAAAUCUCCACCUGCAUCUCCAAAGAAGGCCAAGUCACCUGAAAAGUUUGAGGAAGCAGUGAAGUCUCCAACCAAAAAGGAGAAGAGUCCUGAGAAAAUGGCUGACGAAAAACCAACUUCUCCGACCCAGAAGGAUAAACCUCCGGAGCAGGUUGAAAAGAAACCAACUAGCCAAACCAAAAAGGAGAAAUCCCCAGAAAAGUCAACCACUGAAGAGGUGAAAACUCCAAUCAAGAAAGAGAAAUCCCCAGAAAAAUCUGCAACCGAAGAGGUGAAAUCGCCCACGAAAAAAGAGAAAUCGCCAGAAAAACCAACAUCUCCAACCAAGAAGACAGCAGAGGAGGCUGUGAAAUCUCCAACGAAAAAAGAAAAGUCUCCCGAGAAGAUCGAGGAGAAGCCAAAGAGUCCAACGAAGGAGGAGAAAUCGCCUGAAAAAUCAACUGGAGCAGAAGAUGUCAAAUCUCCAAUCAAAAAAGAGAGAUCACCGGAUACUGUAGUGGAAAAAGAAAUCACUUCUUCAGAAACAACGAAGACAGAAAAAUCAUCUACAACGACUACAGAAGUAACAUCUCCAAUAAAGAAAUCUCCACCAGGCUCGCCGACAAAGAAACAGAAGAAGUCGAAAUCUCCAGAAGCCGAGAAGGUAAUGUUUGGUAGGAUUGUGAGAGACCGAUUUUUAAAAAAAAAACUUGAAGAUUUUUGUGAAGAAAGUGUGUGUGUGUGUGUGUGUGUGAGAGAGAGAGAGAGAGAGAGAGAGAGAGAGAGAACAGAUCCUCCAGCGCCAAAGCUCACCCGAGACCUCAAAUCGCAAACAGUCAACAAAACGGAUUUGGCUCAUUUCGAAGUUGUGGUUGAACAUGCUACAGAAAUCAAAUGGUUCUUGGAUGGAAAGGAAAUUACAACUGCUCAAGGCGUCACUGUUUCUAAAGAUGAUCAAUUCGAAUUCCGUUGUUCGAUUGAUACAACUGUUUUCGGAAGUGGAGUGGUUUCUGUUGUUGCAUUGAAUGCAUCUGGAUCAGUUGAGACAAAGACCGAUUUGAAGGUUUUGGAGACUCCGAAAGAAACAAAGAAACCAGAAUUCACUGAUAAACUUCGUGAUAUGGAAGUCACCAAGGGAGACACUGUCCAGAUGGAUGUGAUUGCACUCCACUCGCCAGAAUACAAAUGGUACCAAAAUGGAAAUCUUUUGGAAGACGGAAAGAAUGGCAUCACUAUUAAAAAUGAGGAGAACAAGUCAUCGCUCAUCAUUCCAAACGCUGAAGAUUCCGGAAAAAUCACAAUUGAAGCUUCAAACGAAGUCGGAACUUCUGAAUCGUCUGCGACAUUGACUGUAAAUCCACCAUCUACUACUCCAAUUGUUGUUGAUGGACCAAAAUCUGUUACUAUCAAGGAAACUGAAACCGCUGAAUUCAAGGCUACCAUCACUGGUUUCCCGGCUCCAAUUGUCAAAUGGACUAUCAACGAAAAGAUUGUAGAAGAAUCACCAACAGUUACCACAAUCAAAACUGAAGAUGUUUAUACUCUAAAGAUCUCAAAUGCAAAGAUUGAACAGACUGGAACUGUGAAGGUUACAGCUCAAAACUCUGCUGGACAAGACACCAAACAAGCUGAUCUCAAAGUCGAACCCAAUGUGGCUGCACCGAAGUUCAAGUCUCAACUCACCGACAGAACUGUCGACGAAGGAGAACCACUUCGUUGGAAUCUUGAAUUGGAUGGACCAUUCCAAGGAACAGAAGUCACUUGGCUUCUCAACGGGCAACCACUUACCAAAAGUGAUACUGUACAAGUGGUUGAUCAUGGAGAUGGAACGUAUCAUGUAACAAUUGCAGAAGCAAAGCCAGAUAUGUCUGGAACACUUACUGCCAAAGCGAAGAACGCAGCAGGAGAAUGCGAGUCAACUGCAAAGGUCACUGUAAAUGGAGCAAACAAGAAACCAGAAUUCAUCCAAGCUCCACAAAAUCACGAGACAAAUAUCGAAGAGAGUGUGAAGUUCAGUGCAAUUGUCACUGGAAAACCAAUGCCAAAUGUGUCGUGGUUCUUGAAUGACAAGAAAUUGAUUCAAAGUGAAGAAGUGAAAGUGAAGUACGUCCAUGAGACCGGGAAAACAUCCAUUCGAAUUCAUAAACCACUUAUGGAACACAACGGAACAAUCAGAGUAGAGGCAGUGAAUGUGGCUGGAAAGGUUGAAGCAACAGCUCAAUUGAAGGUUGACAGAAAGACUGAAGUUCCAAAAUUCACCACGAAUAUGGAUGACAGACAAGUGAAGGAAGGAGAUAACGUCAAGUUUACUGCGAAUGUGGAAGGGUAUCCAGAACCUUCUGUUGCCUGGACAUUGAAUGGAGAGCCAGUUGCCAAGCAUGCAAACAUCACUGUGACCGAUAAGGACGGAGAACAUACCAUCGAAAUCGCAGCUGUGACUCCAGAACAAGCCGGAGAGCUGUCUUGUGAAGCCACGAAUGCAGUUGGAUCCAAGAAGAGAGAUGUUCAAUUAGCGGUCAAGAAGGUCGGAGAAGCUCCAACGUUUGCUAAGAAUCUUGAAGAUCGACUGGUAACUGAGGGAGAACUCGCUCUUAUGGAUGCCAAGUUGAAUGCUGUCAAACCGAAACCAAAGAUCACUUGGCUCAAGGAUGGAGUUGAAAUCAAGUCUGAUGAUCACUACAAAUUGGUCGAAGAGGAAGAUGGAACUCUGAAGUUGAGCAUUCUGACCACCAAAUUGGAUGAUAAGGGAAGAAUCACAAUCAAGGCUGAAAGCGAAUUCGGACUUGCUGAAACUUCAGCUUCUCUUGGAGUUGUCAAGGGUCGUCCAAUGGCUAAACCAGCAUUCCAAAGCGAUAUCGCCCCAAUUAAUCUCACCGAAGGAGAUACUCUGGAAUGCAAACUUCUAAUAACUGGAGACCCAACUCCAUUCGUCAAAUGGUACAUCAAUGGACAACUUGUUUGUGCCACUGAAGAUACAGAAAUCUCGAAUGCAAAUGGAGUAUACACUAUGAAGAUUCAUGGUGUCACUUCUGAUAUGACAGGAAAAAUCAAGUGUGUCGCUUACAACAAAGCAGGAGAAGCAAGCAUUGAAGGACCACUCAAAGUGGUUGCUCCGAUCCCAGUUGAAUUCGAAACUUCCCUUUGCGAUGCCACGUGCAGAGAAGGGGAUACUCUCAAAUUGAAGGCUGUAUUGCUUGGAGAACCAGAACCAGUUGUAUCGUGGUACGUCAAUGGAAAGAAGUUGGAAGAAUCACAGAACAUCAAGAUUCAUUCUGAGAAAGGAACAUACACAGUCACUAUCAAAGAUAUCACUUGUGAUUACUCUGGACAAGUCGUCUGUGAAGCUAUCAACGAAUACGGAAAAGCAACUUCUGAAGCCACGCUACUCGUUCUUCCACGUGGAGAGCCACCAGAUUUCUUGGAAUGGCUGAGCAAUGUUCGUGCUCGCACUGGAACCAAGGUUGUUCACAAGGUUGUGUUCACUGGAGAUCCGAAACCAAGUCUUACCUGGUACAUUAACAAUAAAGAGAUUCUCAACUCGGAUCUUUACACAAUUGUUACUGAUGACAAGACUUCCACAUUGACAAUCAACAGCUUCAAUCCAGAUAUCCACGUUGGAGAGAUCAUUUGCAAAGCUGAAAAUGAUGCUGGAGAAGUGUCUUGCACUGCAAAUAUGAUCACUUACACUUCCGAUAUGUUCAGCGAAUCGGAGAGUGAAGCUCAAGCUGAAGAGUUUGUUGGAGAUGAUUUGACUGAAGACGAAAGCCUUCGCGAGGAAAUGCACCGUACUCCAACUCCAGUCAUGGCACCUAAAUUCAUCACAAAGAUCAAGGAUACGAAGGCCAAGAAGGGACAUUCUGCCGUUUUCGAAUGCGUUGUCCCAGAUACAAAGGGAGUGUGCUGCAAGUGGCUAAAGGACGGAAAAGAGAUUGAGCUGAUUGCCAGAAUUCGCGUUCAAACGAGAACUGGACCAGAAGGACACAUCACUCAAGAGCUUAUUCUUGAUAAUGUCACUCCUGAAGAUGCCGGAAAAUACACAUGCGUUGUUGAGAAUACUGCAGGAAAAGACACUUGCGAAGCAACAUUGACUGUUAUUGAGACUUUGGAGAAGAAGACGGACAACAAGGCUCCAGAAUUCAUUGUUGCUCUUCAGGAUAAGACCACGAAGACUUCUGAGAAGGUUGUUCUCGAGUGCAAAGUUGUUGGAGAGCCAAAGCCAAAAGUCAGCUGGCUUCAUGAUAAUAAGACCAUCACUCAAGAAUCCAUCAAAAUUGAAUCGGUGGAAGGAGUCGAGAGAGUAACAAUCACAUCAACUGAGCUCACUCAUCAAGGAAAAUACACUUGCAUUGCUGAGAAUUCCGAAGGAACUUCGAAGACUGAAGCAUUCUUGACUAUUCAAGGCGAAGCACCAGUGUUCACAAAGGAACUACAGAACAAGGAACUCUCGAUUGGAGAGAAAUUGAUACUUUCGUGCUCAGUCAAGGGAUCCCCACAACCGCAUGUUGAUUUUUAUUCGUUCUCUGAAACUACCAAAGUGGAGAAGAAGAUCACAUCUUCAAGCAGAAUUGCAAUUGAGCAUGACCAAGCGAAUACUCAUUGGAGAAUGGUUAUCAGUCAAACAACAAAAGAAGAUAUCGUAUCUUAUAAGGCUGUUGCCACCAACUCAAUCGGAACUGCUACCUCAACAUCCAAGGUCACUACUAAAGUUGAGGCUCCAGUAUUUGAGCAAGGAUUGAAGAAGACGUCUGUCAAAGAAAAAGAAGAGAUCAAGAUGGAAGUUAAAGUUGGUGGAAGUGCUCCAGAUGUUGAGUGGUUCAAGGAUGAUAAACCAGUCAGCGAGGAUGGAAAUCACGAGAUCAAAAAGAAUCCAGAGACUGGUGUAUUCACUUUGGUUGUCAAACAAGCUGAAACGACUGAUGCUGGAAAGUACACUGCCAAAGCUACGAAUCCAGCAGGAACUGCUGAAUCGACUGCUGAAGCCGAAGUCUCAAAAUCGCUUGAAAAACCAACGUUCGUUAAGGAGUUGGUUCAAACCGAAGUGAAGAUCAACGAGACUGCAACGUUGUCUGUGACUGUGAAAGGAGUUCCAGAGCCAAGUGUUGAGUGGCUUAAGGACGGACAACCAGUUCAAACUGAUUCCAGUCAUGUCAUCGCUAAAGUCGAAGGUUUUGGAAGCUAUUCAAUUACCAUUAACAACGCAAGAACUGAAGAUUCUGGUAAAUAUGCUUGUCGUGCUACCAAUCCUGCAGGAGAAGCCAAAACCGAGGCCAAUUUUGCCGUUGUCAAGGAUUUGGCUCCACCAGAAUUCGUUGAGAAGCUGUCACCAGUGGAGGUCAAGGAGAAGGAAUCGAUCACUUUGGCUGUGAAAGUUGUCGGAAAACCAGAGCCAGCUGUUGAAUGGUUCAAGGACGAUACUCCAAUCAACAUUGACAAUGUUCAUGUGAUCCAGAAACAGACUGCCGUUGGAAGCUUCUCCCUUACCAUCAACGACGCUAGGCAAGGAGAUGUUGGAAUUUAUUCGUGUCGUGCAAGAAACGAAGCUGGAGAAGCACUCACGACAGCCAACUUUGGAAUCAUCAGAGACUCGAUUCCUCCAGAAUUCACUCAGAAACUGCGUCCAUUGGAAGUCAGAGAGCAGGAGACUCUUGAUUUGAAGGUUACUGUCAUCGGAACUCCAGCUCCAAACGUUGAGUGGUUCAAGGAUGAUAAGCCAAUCAAUAUUGACAACGCUCACAUUUUUGCCAAGGACGAAGGAUCUGGACAUCACACCCUUACAAUCAAACAAGCCAGAGGAGAAGAUGUUGGAGUGUACACAUGCAAGGCAACAAACGAAGCUGGAGAAGCGAAGACAACUGCAAAUAUGGCUGUUCAGGAAGAAAUUGAAGCACCACUGUUUGUUCAAGGACUCAAACCAUAUGAAGUUGAACAAGGAAAACCAGUCGAACUGGAAGUUCGAGUUGAAGGAAAACCUGAGCCAGAAGUCAAAUGGUUUAAGGAUGGAGCUCCGAUUGCAAUUGAUAAUAAACACGUGAUUGAGAAAAAGGGAGAAAAUGGAUCUCAUACUCUCAUCAUCAAGGAUACCAAUUCUGCUGAUUUUGGAAAGUAUACCUGCCAAGCUACCAACAAAGCUGGUAAGGAUGAGACCAUCGGAGAACUCAAGGUUCCAAAGUAUUCGUUCGAAAAACAAACUGCGGAAGAAGUGAAACCAUUGUUCAUUGAACCGCUGAAGGAGACAUUCGCCAAUGAAGGAGAUACUGUUGUCCUUGAAUGUAAAGUCAACAAGGACUCUCAUCCACAAAUCAAAUUUUUCAAAAAUGAUCAACCAGUGGAGAUCGGACAACACAUGCAACUUGAAGUUCUCGAAGAUGGAAACAUCAAACUUACCAUCCAAAACGCCAAGAAGGAAGAUGUUGGAGCUUAUCGUUGUGAAGCGGUCAACGUUGCUGGAAAGGCUGAUACAAAGGCUGAUUUGAAGAUUCAAUUUGCUUCUAAAGUCGAAGAACAUAUCACUGACGAAAGUGGUCAACUUGAAGAGAUUGGACAGUUGGAGACUGUCGGAGAAACGGCUUCUUCCAAGACUGACACCGGACGCGGAGCCCCAGAAUUCGUUGAACUGCUUCGUUCUUGCACAGUCACAGAAAAGAGCCAAGUUGUUCUCAAAUGCAAGGUCAAGGGAGAACCACGUCCAAAAAUCAAGUGGACCAAGGAAGGAAAAGAAGUUGAGAUGUCUGCUCGUGUCCGUGCUGAACACAAGGAUGAUGGAACUCUCACGUUGACAUUUGACAAUGCGACUCAAGCUGAUGCUGGAGAAUACAGAUGUGAAGCUGAAAACGAGUACGGAAGUGCUUGGACCGAAGGACCAAUCAUCGUUACCUUAGAGGGAGCUCCAAAGAUUGAUGGAGAGGCUCCAGACUUCUUGCAACCAGUCAAACCAGCUGUUGUCACUGUUGGAGAAACUGCUGUUCUUGAAGGAAAGGUCUCCGGAAAACCAAAGCCAACUGUCAAGUGGUACAAGAAUGGAGAAGAGCUCAAGCCAUCCGAUAAGAUCAAGAUCGAAAAUUUGGAUGAUGGAACUCAAAAACUCUCUGUUCCGAAUGCUCAACUCAGUGAUAUGGAUGAGUACCGCUGUGAGGCUUCCAAUGAAUUCGGAGACGUAUGGAGUGACGUCACUCUUACUGUCAAAGAACCUUCUCAUAUUGCUCCUGGAUUCUUCAAAGAUCUCUCUGCUAUCCAAGUCAAGGAAACUGAAACUGCCAAGUUUGAAUGCAAGGUUUCCGGAACCAAGCCAGAUGUGAAGUGGUUCAAGGAUGGAUCCGAGCUGAAGGAAGAUAAGAGAAUCCACUUCGAAUCUACUGAAGAUGGAACUCAACGACUUGUCAUUGAAGAAUCCAAGACUGAAGACCAAGGAAACUACCGUAUCGAAGUAUCGAAUGAUGCUGGAGUUGCCAACAGCAAGGCUCCACUUACCGUCAUCCCAGCAGAGAUUCUGAAGAUCAAGAAGGGUCUUAAUGAUGUUUCUGUUACUCAAGGUAGCAAGAUUCUUCUUUCUGUUGAAGUUGAAGGAAAACCAAAGACUGUCAAAUGGUACAAAGGAUCUGAAACCGUCACCAGCUCUUCGACAACAAAGAUCACUCAGGUCACAGAGUCGGAAUACAAACUCGAAAUCGAGAGUGGAGAGCUUUCUGAUUCCGGCUCUUACCGUGUUGUUCUCUCUACUGAUUCUCUUUAUGUUGAAUCUUCUGCCACUGUCACUGUUUCCAAAGCGGCUGAAAAGAUCAGUCUUCCAUCAUUCAAGAAGGGACUUUCUGAUCAAUCAGUUCCAAAGGGUACCCCAUUGGUUUUGGAAGUAGAAAUCGAAGGAAAACCAAAGGAUGUGAAAUGGUACAAAAACGGAGACGAGAUCAAGGCCGGCAAAGUCGAAGAUCUCGGAAACGGAAAGUAUCGUCUCACUAUCCCAGAUUUCAAAGAAACUGAUGUUGGAGAGUACAGUGUCACUGCUGCAAACGAGGCAGGAGAAAUCGAAUCAAAGGCUAAAGUCAAUGUGAGCUCCAAACCAGAAAUUGUCUCUGGAUUGGUACCGACAACUGUUAAACAAGGUGAAACUGCCACGUUCAAUGUCAAGGUCAAGGGACCAGUCAAAGGAGUCAAAUGGUACAAAAAUGGAAAAGAAAUCCCUGAUGCCAAGACCAAGGACAAUGGAGACGGAUCCUAUUCACUCGAGAUUCCAAACGCCCAAGUUGACGAUGGAGCUGACUACAAGGUUGUUGUUUCCAACGAUGCUGGAGAUGCCGAUUCUUCUGCUGCACUUACUGUCAAAUUAGCUGAAGAUGGAAAGGAUAAGGUGAAGCCAGAAAUUGUGUCUGGAUUGGUACCAACAACUGUGAAACAAGGAGACACUGCUACAUUCAAUGUGAAGGCCAAGGGACCAGUCAAACAAGUAAAAUGGUACAAGAAUGGAAAAGAGAUCCCAGAUGCCAAGUCCAAAGACAAUGGAGAUGGAUCGUAUUCUCUCGAAAUUCCUAAUGCUCAGCUAGAUGACACUGCUGAUUACAAGGUUGUGUUGUCAAAUGAUGCUGGAGAUGCUGAUUCUUCUGCUGCCCUUACCGUCAAACUUCCUGGAAUCGAGAUUGUCAAGGGACUUGAAGACACUGAAGUUCCAAAAGGAAAGAAGGUUGUCCUCGAAGUGGAAACCAACAAGAAACCAAAGGAAGUCAAAUGGUACAAGAAUGGAAAGGAGAUCACACCAAACAACAAAGCCGAGGCCGGAAGCGAUGGAGACAAGAAGUCACAGUUGGUUAUUCCAGAUGCUGGAGAUGAUGAUGCUGCUGAAUACAAGGUUGUGUUGACUGAUGACGAUGGAAACACAGCUGAGUCAUUCUGCGCAUUGACUGUCAAACUGCCAGCAGAAGAGCCAAAGAUUAUCAAGGGACUCGAAGAUCAAGUGGUUCCUAUCGGAUCUCCAAUCAAAUUGGAAAUCGAAACAUCUGGAUCUCCAAAGACCGUCAAAUGGUGCAAGAAUGGAAAGGAAUUGUCUGGUGCUGCUGCCAAAAACAUCAAGAUUUCGAAGAUCGAUGACAACAAAUAUAUUCUCGAAAUUCCAUCCAGCGUUGUUGAAGAUACUGGAGACUACAAGGUCGAAGUCGCCAACGAAGCUGGAUCUGCAAACAGCAAUGGAAAGAUCACUGUGGAACCAAAGAUUACAUUCAUGAAACCUUUGAAGGAUCAAACAAUCACCGAGGGAGAGAACGCCGAGUUUGCAGUGGAAACAAACACAAAGCCAAGAACUGUCAAAUGGUACAAGAACGGACAAGAGAUCAAACCAGAUUCGAGAUUUGUCAUUGAACAGAAAUCUGAUACAAAGUACCAAUUAGUCAUCAAGAAUGCAGUUCGAGAUGAUGCUGCCACUUACAAGGUUGUCAUGGAGAACACUGCUGGAGAGGCUGACUCGUCAGCUCAAUUGACUGUCAAGAAGGCUAAGGCUGGGCUCUGCAAGAUUGUCAAGGGACUUGAAGAUCAAGUUGUUGCCAAGGGAGCUAAAAUGGUAUUCGAAGUCAAGAUUCAAGGAGAACCAGAAGACGUUAGAUGGCUUCGAGAUGCGAAUGUUAUCAGUGCCGGAACAAAUGCAAUCAUUGAGAAGAUGGAUGACACCACUCACAGACUCACGAUCCCAUCUGCUGAUUUAAAGGAUGCUGGAGAGUACACUGUUGAAGUGAUCAAUGAAAGUGGAAAGGCUAAGAGUGAUGCUAAAGGAGAAGUUGACGAGAAACCAGAAAUCGUUCGUGGAUUAGAGAACAUUGAUAUCCCAGAAGGAGAUGAUGACAUAUUCAAGGUGGAAGUCAGUGCUCCAGUUCGUCAAGUGAAAUGGUACAAGAACGGACAGGAGAUCAAACCAAACAGUCAUUUGGAAGCUAAGAAGAUCGGACCAAAGAAAUACGAACUCGCCAUCAACAGAGCUCAAUUGGACGAUGGCGCAGAUUACAAGGUUGUGCUUUCAAAUGCAGCUGGAGACUGUGAUUCUUCCGCUGCUCUCACUGUUGUCAAACCAAAUGUACUGAAGAUCGUUGAUGGAUUGAAGGAUGUUGAUGUUGAGGAACCACAACCAGUUGAACUUAAGGUCAAGGUUGAAGGAAUUCCAAAGGUUGUGAAAUGGUACAAGAAUGGGCAAGAAUUGAAGCCAGAUUCUGACGGAUUCAAAUUUGAAGAGAAACCAGAAUCUGGAGAGUUCUCUCUUCUUAUUCCAUCUUCGAAGAAAUCCGAUGGAGGUGCAUACCGUGUUGUUCUUGGUAACGAUAAGGGAGAGGUGUACAGUGGAUCCGUGGUCCAUGUGAAAGCAGCCAAACCAGCAGACGCUACCUCUGGAGCCAACUUCUUAUCUCCACUCAAAGACACCGAAGUGGAGGAGGGAGAUAUGCUCACUCUUCAAUGCACAGUUGCCGGAGAACCAUUCCCAGAAAUCAUUUGGGAGAAGGACGGAGUUGUUCUUCAAAAGGAUGAUAGAAUCACAAUGAGAACUGCUCUUGAUGGAACUGUUACUUUGAGAAUCCGUUCUGCCAAGAAGAGUGAUAUUGGACAAUACCGCGUCACAGCUAAGAACGAGGCUGGAAGUGCUUCCAGUGAUAGUAAGGUGACCGUCACAGAACAAGGAGAACAACCAUCAAAACCAAAGUUCGUGAUUCCAUUGAGAUCUGGAGUUGCUCUUCCAGGAGACAAAAAGGAAUUCAAUGUCAAGGUUCGUGGACUUCCAAAACCAACCCUCAAAUGGAUCUUGAAUGGAAAACCAAUCACUUUCGAUGACCGUGUUACUCUUGAUGAUAUGGCUGAUGGUAACUAUUGUUUGACCAUCCGGGAUGUCCGUGAAGAAGACUUUGGAACUCUCAAGUGCAUUGCUACCAACGAAAAUGGAACAGAUGAAACUGUCUGCGAGUUCUCGCAAGGGCAGGAUCACGAAGGUGGAAUGAGAGACGAUCUUCGUUACCCACCAAGAUUCAAUGUUCCACUUUGGGAUCGAAGAAUUCCAGUUGGAGAUCCAAUGUUCAUUGAGUGCCACGUUGAUGCCAAUCCAACUGCUGAAAUUCAAUGGUUCAAGGAUGGAAAGAAAAUCGAGUACACUGCUCACACCGAAAUCAGAAACACUGUGGAUGGCGCAUGCCGUAUCAAGAUUUCGCCAUUCGAAGAAUCCGACAUCGGAGUGUAUAUGUGUGUUGCUACUAAUGAGUUGGGACAAGCUGAGACUCAAGCCACCUAUCAAGUUGAAAUUCUCGAGCACACUGAGGAAGAGAAGAAGAAGGAGUACGCUCCAAGAAUCAAUCCACCAUUGGAAGAUAAGACAGUGAAUGGAGGUCAAUCAAUCAGGCUAUCCUGCAAGGUCGAUGCCGUCCCAAGAGCCUCAGUUGUCUGGUACAAGGAUGGUCUUCCAAUCAGAGCCGACUCCAGAAUUUCGGUUCAAUAUGAAGAAGAUGGAACUGCUUCUCUUGCCAUCAAUGAAAGCACUGAAGCCGAUAUUGGAGCUUAUCGUUGUGUUGCAACUAAUGCUCAUGGAACAAUCAAUACCAGUUGCAGUGUGAAUGUGAAGGUUCCAAAACAAGAAGUGAAGAAAGAAGGAGAAGAACCAUUCUUCACAAAAGGUCUUGUUGAUUUAUGGACUGAUCGUGGAGAGACAUUUACCCUUAAAUGUGCAGUUACUGGAGAUCCAUUCCCAGAAAUCAAGUGGUACAGAAAUGGACAACUCGUCAGAACUGGACCACGAACGAUUGUGGAGAACUCUCCAGAUGGUACAUGCUCUCUGACUGUCAAGGAAUCUACAAUGAGCGAUGAAGGAAUCUACAGGUGUGAAGCAGAAAAUGCUCACGGAAAGGCCAAGACUCAAGCGACCGCUCAUGUUCAAAUGGCUCUUGGAAAAACCGAAAAGCCAAAGAUGGACGAAGGAAAACCACCAAAGUUCAUUUUGGAACUCUCCGAUAUGUCAGUUUCACUUGGAAAUGUUAUUGAUUUGGAAUGCAAAGUCACUGGUCUUCCAAACCCCUCUGUCAAAUGGUCAAAGGAUGGAGGACCACUGAUUGAGGAUUCGAGAUUCGAAUGGUCCAAUGAGCCAGCGAAAGGAGUGUAUCAACUCAGAAUCAAGAACGCCACUGUCCACGACGAGGGAACCUAUCGUUGUGUUGCUACAAAUGAGAAUGGAAGUGCUACUACCAAAUCUUUUGUUCGCAUGGAUGAUGGUCUUGGAUCAGGAGUUGUGACUGCCAGCCAACCACCGAGAUUCACAUUGAAGAUGGGAGAUGUGAGAACAACAGAAGGACAACCAUUGAAAUUGGAAUGCAAGGUCGAUGCUUCCCCACUUCCAGAGAUGACUUGGUACAAGGAUGGAGCUAUUGUCACUCCAUCGGACAGAAUUCAAAUCAGUCUGUCGCCAGAUGGAAUUGCCACUCUUCUCAUCCCAUCUUGUGUUUAUGAUGACGAUGGAAUCUACCGUGUUAUUGCCACGAAUCCAUCUGGAACUGCUCAAGACAAGGGAACUGCCACAGUCAAGAAACUUCCAAGAGACAGUGGAGCAAGACGAUCUGCUGAGAGAGAUGUCUUUGAUGCCAACAAGGCACCAAAACUUAUGGAACCACUUGAGAACAUCAGAAUUCCGGAGAAGCAGGCAUUCCGUCUUCGCUGCAAGUUCAGUGGAGAUCCAAAGCCAACAAUCAAAUGGUUCAAGGAUGGAGAACGCGUCUUCCCAUACGGACGUCUUCAACUCAUCGAAUCACCAGAUGGUGUCUGCGAAUUGGUUGUUGAUUCUGCCACUCGUCAAGAUGCAGGAGGAUACAGAUGCGUUGCUGAGAAUACAUAUGGAUCAGCUAGAACAUCAUGUGAUGUCAAUGUUAUCCGCGGUGAUCGCAAACCACGCGACAUCGACUCUUCAAUUCGUGAAGGAAAGGCUCCAGGAUUCACCAUUCCGUUGACAAUCCGUCGUGCCAAACCAGGAGAGUCUGUCACUUUCGAAUGUCUACCAUUCGGAAACCCAUUCCCAGCAAUCAAAUGGUUGAAGGAUGGUCUAGAACUGUUUGCUGAUGAGAAGAUCAAGAUGGAAGCAGCUGCUGAUGGAACACAGCGUCUCAUCAUUUCUGAUGUCACUUUCUUGAGUGAAGGAUACUUCAGAUGUGUGGCCACGAAUGAACACGGAACGGCUUCUACAAAGGCUGAACUUGUGAUUGAAGGAGACCGUACAAUUGGAUCCCGCUCACUUCCAGAAGGAAACGGAGAACCAGAAGAAUGCAAACCAAGAAUUCGUCGUGGAUUGUACAACAUGAGCAUUCAUGAGGGAAAUGUUGUCGAAAUGAUUGUUUGUGCUACUGGAAUCCCAACUCCAACGGUGAAAUGGUACAAGGAUGGAAAAGAAAUCAUUGGAGAUGGUCCAGAUGGAAAACGAGUCAUCUUCACUGAUGAAAGAGGAAUCCAUCAUUUGGUUAUUGUCAAUGCCAGCCCAGAAGACGAAGGAGACUAUUCUCUUGAAGCUACUAACAAAUUGGGAUCAGCCAGAACCGAAGGAUCUUUGAAUAUCAUCAGACCAAGACAUGUUGCUGAUGCUGAUGAUAGAGGAGGUAUGCCAUUCCCACCAGGUUUCGUUCGUCAACUGAAGAACAAACACGUCUUCAACCACAUGCCAACUAUCUUCGAUUGUCUCGUUGUUGGACAUCCAGCGCCAGAAGUAGAAUGGUUCCAUAAUGGAAAGAAGAUUGUUCCAGGAGGAAGAAUCAAGAUUCAGUUUUGUGGAGGAGGAUCCCACGCUCUCAUCAUUCUCGAUACCACUCUUGAGGAUGCAGGAGAAUACGUGGCAACUGCUAAGAACUCCCAUGGGUCUGCCAGUUCAUCCGCUGUUCUUGAUGUGACUGUUCCAUUCCUCGACAACAUCAAAUUCAACGGAGAGAUCGAUGUAACUCCAUAUCUCACCGAAGAGUAUGGAUUCAAGAAACUCAACACAGCCAGCCUUCCAACACCACCAGAUCGUGGACCAUUCAUCAAGGAGGUCACCGGACAUUAUCUUACUCUGUCAUGGAUCCCAACCAAGAGAGCACCACCACGUUAUCCACAAGUCACUUAUGUCAUUGAGAUUCGAGAACUUCCAGAGAAGGAAUGGACUCUUUUGGACUACAAUAUCCCGGAGCCAGUGUGCAAAGUCAGGAAUUUGGAACUCGGAAAGUCAUACCAAUUCCGUGUUCGUGCCGAGAACAUCUACGGAAUUUCGGAUCCAUCCCCGGCUUCUCCACCAUCAAGACUAAUGGCUCCACCACAACCAGUGUUCGAUAAGAGAACCAACAAAGUCAUUCCACUUCUCGACCCAUAUGCAGAGAGAGCUCUCGACUUGAAAUAUUCUGAACAAUAUGCGUGUGCCCCAUGGUUUGCUCCAGGAGUCGUCGAGAAACGAUACUGCGCCGAAAAUGACACUCUUACGCUCAUUCUGAAUGUCUCUGGAUUCCCAGAUCCAGACAUCAAAUGGAAGUUCAGAGGAUGGGACAUUGAUACGUCCUCGCCAACAUCAAAGUGUAAAGUCUACACUUACGGAGGAACUGAAACCACUCUUGCCAUCACUGGAUUCAGCAAGGAGAACGUUGGACAAUAUCAGUGCUUCGCUAAGAAUGAAUACGGAGACGCUCAACAGAACAUUUUGGUGGAUCUUGCCACACGACCAAAUUUCAUCCAGCCACUCGUAAAUAAGACUUUCUCAUCGGCUCAACCAAUGAGAUUAGACGUCAGAGUGGAAGGAGAACCAUUCCCAGAACUGAAAUGGAUGAAGGAAUGGCGUCCAAUUGUUGAAUCCUCACGUAUCAAGUUCGUUCAAGAUGGACCUUUCUUGUGCUCUCUGAUCAUCAAUGACCCAAUGUGGAGAGAUUCUGGAAUCUAUUCCUGUGUAGCUAUCAAUGACGCCGGACAAGCAACUACUUCGUGUACUGUUACUGUUGAAGGUAGGUUUGAU
Molecule: messenger RNA, 19683 nt
Organism: Caenorhabditis briggsae
Lineage: Eukaryota; Metazoa; Nematoda; Chromadorea; Rhabditida; Rhabditidae
Gene: Cbr-unc-89
Product: Protein CBR-UNC-89
Molecular function (GO): guanyl-nucleotide exchange factor activity; protein binding
Source: RefSeq, a predicted model, not a curated record